CUAUCAUUGGGUGUACUGGAGGCUGGACUGCAAAGCUGUAUAAAAUUUCAAAGAUUUUGUCACAUUUCACAAAACCAAGAUACAAGCUGACUAAAGCCAAAUAUCUAGAAAUCAAACUGAGUCCAAGGAAAAGAAACAAAUCACUUACCAGUCAUCUGCAGAACACCAACAACAAAACUUUGCUACUAUGAGUUCUGAGGGUGUUUUUUCACUGGAAACAUCUGAGGGAAGUACUGAUAAAAUUGUUAUAAAUGUCGGUGGGGUGAAACAUGAGACGUACAAGAGCACCCUGAUGACCAUUCCAGGGUCACAUCUUGCCAAGCUGGUGGACACUGAGUCUCCUUCAAAAGAGCUAUUUUUUGAUCGCCAGCCUGAAGUAUUCACCCAUGUGCUCCAGUACUACAGGAGUGGAAAGUUGCACUGCCCGACCAACUUGUGUGGGGUAUUGUUGGAAGAGGAGUUUGCUUUCUGGGGUAUUAGUGGCGCAGAUGUGGAGCCCUGCUGUUGGGCUGCAUUUCGACAGCACAGCGAUGUCGUGGAGGCUUUGGCUAAGUUUGACCCUUCAGUGACUAUGAAAGAGGUGGAUCCAGGCAAGAGAGACCAAUCCAGCAUCUCAAAGACAUGGGCUUUAUUUGAUGACCCAUAUUCAUCCAUUGCUGCUAAGGUCAUUGCGGUUAUAUCUCUGCUUUUCAUCCUGCUCUCUAUUACUGCAUUCGCUCUGGAAACAAACAACUAUUUUAAUCCUCCUGUGCACCAAACAUACGUCGAAGAUGGGUCACUAGCCAACACAAGCGCAAGGGAGGUUUUUUCUGCACCAGGUGGAGUUCUGGACAAAGUGGAGUUAGUGUGUUUGGUAUGGUUCAUCAUUGAGUUCCUGUUACGUGCAGUCAGUUGCCCGAGCAAAUGGCGCUUCUUCAUAAAUGUUCUGAACAUUGUUGAUCUCCUGGCCUUGUUCCCAUGGUUUUUCCGGUGGUGUUCAGGGAACCACUGUGUAGGGGCAUUGGGCUUUCUGCGUGUAAUGCGUUGCAUUCGUGUCCUUCGUGUAUUCAAGCUGAUGAGACACGUGUUGGGUGUGAGAGUACUCAACUACACGCUCCGCGCCAGCGCACCUGCCCUCUGCACAGUUCCUCUGAUACUCUUCAGCUUCACACUCAUCUUUGGUACAAUGUUAUAUUAUGCAGAACUACUUCCCACUGAAAGCAAUCCUUACACGCAGUUUGUAGACAUCUCAUCCAGUUUCUGGUGGGCACUGGUGACACUUACCACAGUAGGUUAUGGAGACAUAUAUCCCCUUACAGUUCAAGGAAAGUGUGUAGGGAUUCUGUGUGCAGUGGUUGGGUUUAUGCUCAUUGUCCUGCCUGUGCCCAUAAUUGUCAACAACUUCAUCAUGUUCUACUCCCUGGCCAAGGCAAAGUGUUCGAUGCCCAGGAAGAGGGAAAAUUGUAAUGUUGAUACAGUCCCAUCGACUUUCAAGGCUUCCGCAUAGAACUGCUGAAUAGAAAUGCAGAAUGACUGGAUAAGGGCACAACGUGGAGUCUAAAACUGCAGGGAAAACAUCAGUGUUACACAUUAUUAAUUUACAGAUUAAGACUAACUUUAGACAAUUUUCUCUGUUAAAACAUUUUGGGAAGCUCAUUAUCAAUGUGACAGUAAAGCAUUAAAAUGAAAUAAAAAAGUAUUUAGACACUUCAGCCACACAUUUAUUGAUUUAAUUAUAUCAUUUUGAGUACUUUGAUCCUCCAUAAUUGGACACUUGUGUGAACUUGAGGGGAACUGACAAUACAUAUAACCAGUAAAAAUCACUGCGAUACCAGCUGGUUGUAAGUCAUUGCCAAAAUGGCUCAAAAAAGUUUAUUCUGUAAAAAGCUUUAGUAUCAUUUGUUUGCAAAUGCAACUUGGUUUCAUUUUGUGCUAUCUAAUGCAAAGAUAUUUAAACAUUUUAUGUGUGGCUUAAGUGUCCAAAUAAUUUUAUUGUGCCUCUAUAAGUAUAUGUAUCCAAUAUUUAAUCUGUACAUAUAGUCAUCACAUUCACUGCAUUACAGUGCAAGUUAAUUUGUAUAUCAAUAACACUGUACAUGCAUUAAGAGGUAUACAUGCACAAGAUUUUAUCUGUCAUAAACAACAAUUUUACAGCAAUUAAACAACAUAGCCAGAAAUCUGUUGUAAACUGGCUGUUAACAAAAAUUUGCAAAGGAUUUUUCCAGAUGCAAUAUUUUGUAGUUGGUCCAAUGAAAGCAUUCCCUUAAUCUUUUUUUUUUUUUUUUGAGAAUUUGAAGCAGUUU
Molecule: messenger RNA, 2282 nt
Organism: Myxocyprinus asiaticus (Chinese sucker)
Lineage: Eukaryota; Metazoa; Chordata; Actinopteri; Cypriniformes; Catostomidae
Product: potassium voltage-gated channel subfamily C member 1
Exons: 4
Coding region: 188-1486 (432 amino acids)
Biological process (GO): potassium ion transmembrane transport; protein homooligomerization
Cellular component (GO): dendrite membrane; voltage-gated potassium channel complex; axon
Molecular function (GO): protein binding; delayed rectifier potassium channel activity
Source: RefSeq, a predicted model, not a curated record